Lycium barbarum (goji berry) is the source of this 1674-nucleotide messenger RNA. RefSeq lists its product as uncharacterized. The transcript has 4 exons. The record is from RefSeq and is a predicted model, not a curated record. Bases 918 to 1289 code for a protein of 123 amino acids. NCBI's taxonomy places the organism in Eukaryota, Viridiplantae, Streptophyta, Magnoliopsida, Solanales, Solanaceae.
UUGAAUUCGAUAUUUUUAUAUGUUUUUUAUAUAUUUUGAAUUGCUACUUUUGUAACUUAUAGUACUUCUUACAUAAUUUUCAAAUAUAUAAGUUUUAUUUUAAAAAAUUAAAGAUUUUAAGUCCGAAUUCGUGAUCAAAAUUAAGAAACUUAACUCUCGAAAUCUAAACUGUACCACGUUGGAAAGAGUAGUAUUCAAUUUUGACCAUUGAAAUACGCAGUAAGAAAUUGAGCAAGAAAGAAAUUUUGAAUGUAGCAAAAAGCCAAAAAGAGGUGCCUUCUUUACUGUAGUAACCAGGGGAAAUAAUUUGGUAUCGUGUCCAAAAACCAAUCUUGAAGAUCAAAGACUGCAAAGGCUCGCUUUCCACCACACUUCUUCAUUCAAUUCACUUCAUUCCCCACUGUUCUCUUUCUGCAAUUCAAAAACAAAUACAGUGAGUAGCAAUUACUCUCAUUUACUACUGCCCCCUCCAAUACUCACUGCAUCGCAAUACAGUGUCACCGCAUGUUCUUCUUCACUACUCUUCCUCACAAAAAUAAAAUAAAAAGGGUAGUCCGGUGCACUACACUCCCGUUAUGUGCGGUUCGGAAAAGGGCGGACCACAAGAGUUUAUUAUAUGCGAUCUUACUCAGCAUUUCUGCAAGAGAUUAUUUCCACGGCUCGAACCCGUCAUCUCCUGAUCACGUAACAACAAUUUUACCAGUUACGUCAAGAAUGCCCUUCCUCAAAAAAAAGAAUCAUUUUUUUAAUUUAAUUACCUAGUUCCCUCUCUCUUCUUAUUUUUUUAAUAUUAUGUACAUAUAUAGGCUGGAACAUGGGCUAGAACUCUUUCGUCUUCUUAUCUCCACGGAUUUUCUGGUUGCUUGUUUUUUUUUAGAAUCCGAAAAUAAGUUGGUGAAUAUUUUCGUACUCGCAUUAUGAAGACUUUUGCUGGGUUCUCUGUUUUGCUCUUGGUGAUGGGGACAGCUUUGGUUUGCUCUGUUUCCUAUGGCAAGGGAGUCACUUCAUCCACUUCUGGAAUGUCCUUGACUUGGCAAGGAAAUGAGUUGACAACGAGGAUAAAAAGCAGAAAGCUACAGGGCAAUGGCUAUCGACCAAGAGCCGAUGACGAGGAGGGUGAAGCAGGGAAGAUAAAUCUGGAAGAUUACCGUCAUCCGAUGGAUCCAGUUCCAAGCUCAAAAGCUUAUGUAAGACCUGGUCCUAUACAGCACGGGACACCUCUCAUGCCUUAUAUUCCCAAGCAGCCUUCACCUCCUCCCAGUCGCUCCAAGCCUGUUGGGUUUCCAUAAGCUUGUCAUCGUACAAAUAAUGUUUACUGGUCACUUUUUGGUCAUGUUUUUUGAAAAAAAAAUUACUAUUCCGGAGUUCCAAAUUUCUCAAGUGAAGUUACAGGUUCCUAUCCUGCAGUUUUUUUGUGAAUUUUGGAACUUCAGUAUAAGGGUUAUUUUGCAAUUAUAAGGACUGAAAAGUGACUAUUUGUGAACUUUUCCUUGUUUUUAUCCCAGUAUCAUUCCCACGAAAUGGCUGUGCUUUAUGUUAGAAGAAUGUAAUAAGUUCGAAAGAACCAUGUCUCUUUAUUUGUUCUCUUUUGUUGUAACAAGUUAAUUUCGCUUGUGAGUUGGCAAUUGCAUAAUUGAUACCCCAUUUGUUUCCUUUUACGUGAUACUAUUAUUA